Molecule: messenger RNA, 3876 nt
Organism: Plasmodium yoelii
Lineage: Eukaryota; Apicomplexa; Aconoidasida; Haemosporida; Plasmodiidae
Product: diacylglycerol kinase, putative
Exons: 2
Coding region: 1-3876 (1291 amino acids)
Molecular function (GO): ATP-dependent diacylglycerol kinase activity
Source: RefSeq, a predicted model, not a curated record
AUGGAAAAUUUUGCAUAUAUUGACAAAAAUGUCUAUAUAAAUAUUUUUAUGUUAAUUUUAAAAAAACUAAAGGAAUAUUUAUUAGGGGUAGGCAUUUUUAAAUUAUUUUUUUGUUUAUUUAUAAUACUCUUAAGUAUAAUUUUUGCGAAACGAAGUAAAAAAAAAAAAAAAAAAAUUAAUGUAUAUCUCCAGUUAAAUAGGAAUAAUACUAAAAAUAAUGAAUUAGUAAUAAAUGAUGACAAGACAUUAUAUAACGAUGAAGAAAAAACAAAUAAUCAUAAUAAAGAGGAAAAAGAAAUAGAAAAUGAAGCAUAUCACAUAACCCACAGUUCACACAUAUUUGAUCUAAAAGUUAUAAGCACAACAGAAUUAUGUAAUGUGUGCAAUGAUAAUAUAUAUGCAUUUAUUUUUAACAAAAAAAAUAUAUUUGAAUGUGUUAUAUGUAAAAAUAAAUGCCAUAUUGAAUGUGCUCCAAAUUCAAAUUUAAUGAGCUGUAAAAAUUCCGUAUUUUUUAAAAAUAAGCAUAAAUUUAUAAAAAUCAAAAAUACCUUAUGGAACGGUAAAUGUGACAUUUGUAAUCAAAAUUUUUCUUAUUUCUUAUUUUCUCUAUAUGGAAUAAAAUAUAUAUAUAAAUGUAUGUGGUGUAAUAAAUAUUUUCAUGGAAAAUGUAUAAAUAAAAAAAUAUGUAAAAAAAUAUAUAAAAAAAUAAAUAAUAAUAAUAAUGACACUAACACAAAAAACGGUGACUUAAUAUGUGCUUAUGGCAAUAAUCAAUAUAUUUUAUACCCCUAUGAAAUAUCUGUUAAAGAAAAUUAUCUAUUAUAUUUUUUAAUUCAAUCAUAUCAAAAAAUAAAUAAAGCACAAAUUAAAAAGGAUGAUAUAUUACUAAGUUAUAAUGAAACGCAAUCAGAAAAUUACACAUGUGAAGAUGAGUUGGUAAUAGAAAAGGAGAUAGACAAAUUUUCAAUUCAAAUGUUCGAAAAUGAUAAAAAUAGGGAAUUAAUAUAUUUUAAUUAUCUAAAUAAUGCUAAAAAAUAUCAAAGUUUAAUAAAUUCACAAAUCAUAAAAAAUGAUAAUAAUAAUAAUAACAGCCCAAUAAUAGACAAACAAAACCAUACAAUACAUAUAAAUACACUUUUGAAUUUUUUACCUAUACAUGUACCCAUAUAUGAAAUAAAUACUACAAAUAAAUUUCUUCUAAUAUUUGUAAAUGUAAGAAGUGGGGGUCAAACAGGAAAAAAUUUGUACAGAGAAUUAUUAAUGCAUUUUAAUCCACUACAAAUAAUAAAUAUAGAAAAUGAAUCAAGUGUUAUAAAUACCCUUAAUAUGUAUAAAGAAAUGUUAUAUCAAAAAAAAGUUAUUAUUUUUUUAUGUGGUGGUGAUGGAACUAUAAGUAUUUUUAUCGAUACUUUGAUCAAGUUUUUUUACAACAAUACUCCUUUUAAUAUAUAUGAGGAAAAUGAAAAUUUUCCAAAAAAAAAAAUACAAAAAAAAAAAAUAUUUCAUAUAACUGAAAAUUCUAAUAAAAUAUCUAAUAAAGCUAUUACAUUUUUUAAUAAAUAUAUUAUGGCAGCUUCAAAAGUUGCUCUAAAAAAAAGUGGUAAUAAUACUUCAAAAAUUAUGUUAAAUAAAGAAAGGGAUGAAACAAAAUCUGAUUUUAUCAAUAAUUCCUCUGAUACAAAAAAAUCAAUAUCACUUUUAGAAAACGACGAAAUAUAUUCACUCAUUGAAGACAAACAUAAUAUGAGCAAUGAAUGUGAUGAUAAGGAUGAUGAUAAUAAUGUCCUAUUAAAUAACGGAACAAACAUUUAUAGUGACCUUUAUAAAAAUUAUGAUGAUAAUAGUUUUAUUAAUAGAGGCACAAAAACUGAAAUUGACUCAAAUGCAAGUCUAAGCAACGAAAGUAUUUCACAUAUGAGUCCAUUUCCAAAUAGUGAUUCUAUGUGUAAUAGUUUCAGAAAAAAUGUUAACAAAAAAAAAUAUAUAAAUUUACUUGAAAAUGUUAACAUAUAUAAAGAUAAAAAAGAAAAAGAUGAUAUGUAUAUAGAUCAAACUUUGAACGACUCACAUAUUAAUAAGUCUGUCGUUGAAAAUUGCAAUAAUAAUGAUAAUGGUAAUAAUAAUUAUUGUGGCUAUAUCUCAGGAUAUAGUAACAACUUUAUUGAUAUAAAUAAACCAUGGAAUAAUAACCAGUCCUAUAUAUAUUCUUGUAGCUUAAAACAUAACAAAACUGAUAGCAACAUUAUAUAUCAUGAUUAUAAAGAAAAUGAAAUCGAAUAUAUGCCCACAGAAACAAAAUUACAUAAUAAUAACUCAUCAUAUUAUAAAGAAAAUGACAUUAUAAAUUCUUCGAUAAAAUAUGGAAAUAAUAGUUCUGAUCAAGUUCAUUCAAAUUAUUAUCGAGAUGAUGAAAGUUCAGAUACAAGUGAAAGUUUGUAUGAAGAAGAAAAAAUACAAAAAAAAAAUAAUGAAACAAAAACAAAAACAAAAACAAAAAAAUGGUUGAGAUAUAUUAGUAAAGAAUCUGAAAAAAUACAUAAUAAAUUUAUAAAAAAAAAUAUAAACAAAAUUCAAGAACGAUUUAAUCUAAAUAAAUCACAACCAAUUGAAAGUGACAACUCUUUAUAUAAAUUUCAUAAAAAUGGAAAAAAUAAAUAUAAAAUUAUCAAUAAAAAAAAACAUAAACAAAUUGAUAGUAUAAAUGAUAAUAAUUCAAAAACAUCAAAUAAUAAAUACACAGUAAAAUCAUAUAUUGAAAAUACUCCCAUAGGUAUAAUGCCAUUAGGAACUGGAAAUGAUUUGUGUAUUAGUUUAGGUUGGGGAGGUUCAUAUAUUAAUAAUAUAUCUUUAUAUUUAAAUAAAAUAAAACAUAGUAAAAAUAAAUUAGUAGAUGUAUGGAAUAUUAAAGCAUAUGAUUUGAGUAAUAACAUUGUUCUAAAUAAUACUUUUAUUAAUUAUUUUGAUAUUGGGCUUAUAUCAAGAUUAGCAUUACAUUUUGAUAAUAUACGAAAACAAUUCCCACAUUUUUUUAACAGUAGAUUAGGUAAUAAAAUAUUAUAUGGAGAAAUUGGAUUCAGAGAUUUUUGUUUUAAUACAUAUAAAUAUAAACUUAAUAAACAUAUCAAAUUAUAUUGUGAUGGAAAAAGAGUUAAAAUAAAUCAUGACUUGGAAAGUAUAUGCUUUAUAAAUAUACCAUAUAUUUUAGGAGGCCAUAAUAUAUGGAAAGAUGAUAAUUUACAAUAUUGCUAUUAUUCUGAUAUUGAAAAGGGAUAUUAUGAUGAAAAUGAAAAAGAUAAAAUAAAAGACAAUAAAAAAUUAACAAAAAAAGUGACAAAACUGAAAAAAAAAAAUAUACACAAUAAAUCAACGAAUGCACAAAUACACACACACGACGAAAGUUGUGAAAAUUGUGAAAACUUACAUACUCAAUCUUUAGAAAAUAUAAAUAAUCAAAGAGGAAUAUCUAAAAGCUGCUUAUAUAAAUGCUGUGAUAAAAUGAAAGAAAAUAUAAAACAUAUAGACGACGAAAAUAACACAACAGAUUAUAGUAAUAUAUACAAACCACAUAAAUUAUAUCUUUAUAAACGUAAAAAAAAUUCUCAAAUGUACAAAAAACAACAAAUCGAUGAUAAACUUAUUGAAGUUUUUGGAAUUAAAAAUAUAUUUCAUUUAGUUCAAGUGCAAUUAGGAUUAUCUGGCCCAGUAAAGUUAUGCCAAGGGCAUGAACUUUUUAUUAAAAUAAGUAAAAAAUUUAUUCAAAACAAUAAAAUGUAUUUUCAGUAUGACGGAGAACCCGUUUUUCUUAAAAUUUGCAAAUUGCAUUUCACACACAAAUGCCAAUGUUUGUUUUUGUCUCCAAACUCACCCAUUCUGUAA